Talaromyces proteolyticus is the source of this 1164-nucleotide messenger RNA. Its product is annotated as putative prenyltransferase. The transcript has a single exon. Gene Ontology annotation, molecular function: 4-hydroxybenzoate polyprenyltransferase activity. Gene Ontology annotation, biological process: ubiquinone biosynthetic process. The record is from RefSeq and is a predicted model, not a curated record. Gene Ontology annotation, cellular component: mitochondrial inner membrane. Lineage: Eukaryota; Fungi; Ascomycota; Eurotiomycetes; Eurotiales; Trichocomaceae. Bases 1 to 1164 code for a protein of 387 amino acids.
AUGGCGACGGCUAGUGAUGUCCUUUCCUCCUCUUCCGUUAAAAAUGCGAAAAAUCCAUCACCCCCCGAAGCCAUCCACGUAAGAUCAUCUAAUAAACACGGACCGGAUCGAUACGGCGGUAAUUACAAGAUCCGAAUCUUGUCGUUUCUGCCAGACUCGUGGAUUCCAUACAUCCAGCUUGCCCGCCUCUUUCCUCCAGCCGGUCUGUUCUUGAUCUAUUUCCCGCAUGCCUUUGGCGUACUGCACGCGGCUAUCCAGAUCCAAGCAUCCCCCGGUAUGGUCUUUCAGGCCAGCACGGUGACGCUCGGCGGCAGCUUCUUCUUCUCCAAUGCCGCACACGUUUGGAAUGAUCUGAUCGAUGCUGAGCUCGAUGCAAAGGUCGAGCGAACCUCGCAGCGACCUAUUCCUCGUGGAGCCGUCUCCCCCCGUGCAGCGUUCGUAUUUACUCUCACACAGGCGGUGGGGGCUGCUUACUUUCUUACUUGGCUACCUGGAGGCUUCCUACAUGGGUUUCUGUACGCAUUACCGAACAUCAUUGCCACUAUCUACUAUCCGUGGGCUAAGCGACACACUCAUUUCCCCCAACUUGUCUUGGGAGUCUGCCUAGCGUGGGGCACGAUCAUGGGCGAACUGGCGCUAGGAGUGCCUGCGUUCACUGUGUCAGUCGGGGAUACAUGGUGGCCAUCAAACUUUUUGUCCUGUGCCCGAGGAGACCUCGACUUCUCUCUGAUCUCCAUCAAGGUGAAAUCGAGUGUGAUAACGCUAUUCCUCGCCGGAGUGGUAUGGACGGUCAUCUACGACACAGUCUAUGCCCAUCUAGACCUCCAGGCGGAUCUUCAGGUGGGGAUCAAGAGUUUAGCGGUUCUCUUUCAGACCCGGACCAAGGCGGCGCUGUGGCCGCUUUUAGUGACCAUAGCCGGCCUGCUGGUGGACUGUGGUCGCCGCAGCCAGCUCGGGGCACCAUAUUACCUCAUUGGAGUGACUGGAGCUAUUGGAUCUUUAGGGACGAUGAUUGCCCUAGUCGAUUUAAGGAAUAGCCAAAGUUGUUGGUGGUGGUUCAGCAAGGGAUUCUGGUUGGCUGGGGGCGCAAUUGUUGCAGGGUUACUAGGAGAGUAUAUGUUGUCAGUCGUUCUGCAGUGCAAGACUGGUUUUCAAUUUACAUGA